Ixodes scapularis (black-legged tick) is the source of this 1491-nucleotide messenger RNA. RefSeq names its product acid sphingomyelinase-like phosphodiesterase 3b. NCBI's taxonomy places the organism in Eukaryota, Metazoa, Arthropoda, Arachnida, Ixodida, Ixodidae. The record is from RefSeq and is a predicted model, not a curated record. The transcript has a single exon. Gene Ontology annotation, molecular function: hydrolase activity. Bases 1 to 1491 code for a protein of 496 amino acids.
AUGACGACAAUACCUGUCAGAAGCUUUUCCGUCUUGGCAGGAGCGACGCUGCUGGUCAUGACGUCAAUCGUCGGCUCUGAAGAUGAAACUGGAUAUUUCUGGCACGUGACAGACUUCCAUUAUGACAAGGAAUACAAUAUCCACGGUGAUCGGAACUCCAUGUGCCAUCUGGUCCCCAACCGGCCUGGCUCCGGUGACAUAGGCCCCUACGGCGACGCUAAGUGCGACGCGCCCAGGCUGCUCGUGGAAUCGGCCGUGGCCGCCAUGCGGAGCAUCGAGCCGAACCCGGACUUCGUGCUAUGGACCGGGGACAACCUGCCGCACGUGAAAGACGUCCUCUGGUCAGAGGUGUAUGCGGAGAUCCGGUGGCUCGCUCAGCGGCUGAGCGAAGCGUUCCCUGGGUGUCCCGUAGUGCCCACGCUCGGCAAUCACGAUUGUUCGCCGCCUAAUUAUAUGCGUCCCAACAACAUGUCCAUGUUCCUCUUUGAUGCUGGCUUCAAUGAGCUUCUGCCCUCGUCCUCCUGGAGCACCUUCGAGAAGGCUGGGUACUACAAUUGGACAGUAAGCGGAUCUCUACGACUGGUUUGCCUCAAUAGCAUUCUAUGGUACACUGGAAACCGAGCACCGGCUCUCGAGAGAAGCGCGAAGGACCAGCUGGUGUGGCUGCACAAGCAACUUCGAGAGGCCCAGCAGUUGGGACAGAAGGUCUUCAUCUCGGGCCACGUGGCGCCGGGCUUCUACAGCCGCGCGGUGUCACCGGAGGUUGGUGUUUCGGGUCUGUUCCAAGACGGGAUCAACGAAGCCUACCAGGAUUUGAUAGCGGACUUCACGGACGUGAUUUCUGGGCAGUUUUUCGGCCACCAACACGGUAACGCUUUUGUGAUCCUGUCUAACGCCAACGGGCGACCUGUGGGCAGCGCCCAGGUGGCCGCGUCGGUCACUCCAUGGACCACAUCAGACAAGUUUAACCGCAGGUUGUCAAUUACCACGAACCCGAUGGUGCGGCUCUACAAGUACAACCGUACCUCGACCAGGCUGCUCGACUACACCGUGUACUACCUUGACUUCGACAAAGCCAAUAACCACCCCAAUGAGACUCCAAAGUGGGAGACACUUUACACGCUGACGACGCAGUACGGUCUGCCCGACGCGAGUACCGCCUCUAUGGUGAACCUAUCCCAGCGGCUGAACAGAUCUUCCGAACUCCUGGAUGCGUACAUCGGGCUGGCCACGGCCUUUAAGGAUGAGUAUCCUUGCGACUCUUUCUGCCGUCAAGUCCAGCUAUGCAGUGUCUUGUGUUCUAGGGCGGGGGCUCACAGGCUAUGCAUGUCCACCUCCACCGAUUGGGAGUGCAAUGCCCCGUCCCCCGAGCCAGCCACCGAUCGGCUUACCAGCUACCAUGAGAACGUUCUUACUGGCGUGGUGCUGACCUUUCUCGUUGUCGUCUGCCUCGUGGUGGUGGUGCGCACCAAGUGGGAUAUGAGAAUGUGA